AUGCGUACCCGCAACCGAACGUACUCUAUCAUCGAGACUCGUGAAUCACUGAAGGCACGCUCCCCGUUAGCGGACAAGAGCACUCAGGUCCGCGAAAUUUGUCUGUACGACUACCACGCUACGGGAAUGCCGGGCUACGCUCCCUCCUCCGUGAUCAACCCCCUUGCAAGCCAGUAUGUGGAGCGGCUGGAACAACUGUGUGCUGCACAAGACCAGGAUGCCUUCCAGAUACAAGGAGCAUUGAGGUGGCUAUCUGGUACGGAAACGCAAGGCCGACCAUGUGAAGAAGGCGCGCUCCACUUCCUCGACCCCAUCAUCAACCGCAAAAUCGAUAUCGAGGCCGAGUUACGCACGAUCGAGGACUACCCGCCCACCACGCACGAAGCGCUCAGCUGCUUAGCGCACUCGAUCGCCGCGUACAUAUACUUCAGGAAGUACAUGGCGAGUGCGGAAGAGCUCCGUGCGGUCGUGGAUGACUCUCGGAUCCGCUUCCCGCGCGGCCAGUACCAGACGCGUGUCGACGACCAGUGGGAGAACAUGUCGCACGCCGCGCGCCAUGCCACCCACGCCGCGGCCGGCGGUUUCGUCAGCCCUGCGGUGCUCAUGGUGGGCUUCGCGCUCAAGACGCUUGUAGAGCAUGUGUCCGUCGACAUGUCGCUCAGCCUGCAGGAUUUGAAGCAAUACAGGCCCCUCUGGCGUGCGAUUGAGCGGUGGACCCGAGAGCUGUUCGACGUGAAAUCGCGAGGGCCCGGGAAGCAACCUCAGGCGCCGCCGCCGUCAAACCAGUGCAGCGCGGCUAACUGCGCUGCUGUGAACGUAUGCCGCCAGUCAGGACCGAGGCCGCGCAGUUGCAAGUGUAGCGUGGAGGUGGCGCCGCGGUACUGCAGCAAAGAGUGCCAGGACCAGGACUGGACCAGGCAUCAGGCAACUUGCAUGAGCGGCGGCGUUUUCACGCCACCGGCAAUUAUCAUGGCGCGGCACGAGAGGGUUUACGAUGACCUGAUUGUGAUGUCGGCGUUGGGGAAUCCCAUUGUGCGAGUUGAAGUGAUGGAGGAUGAUGAAAACAGGGAGGAUCCAAUGAAUGGAGAGGUUCUGGUCGUAUUCGAGCUUCCCUGCCCUUUCGGUACGCCCGGUAAGGAGGUCCUGUACGCUCUGAAGCACUACGAGUGA
Trametes versicolor FP-101664 SS1 is the source of this 1170-nucleotide messenger RNA. RefSeq lists its product as uncharacterized. The transcript is spliced from 3 exons. The record is from RefSeq and is a predicted model, not a curated record. Bases 1 to 1170 code for a protein of 389 amino acids. NCBI's taxonomy places the organism in Eukaryota, Fungi, Basidiomycota, Agaricomycetes, Polyporales, Polyporaceae.